GAUUUUCCUGCUAUAUUAAUUGCACCACACCUGUCAAGAUGUUCAAGUCAAAGCGAAAGUCAAAGAAGUUGGAGAUAUCGGCUCCAACAAACUUCUGCCACCGUGUGCACACUGACUUUGAUGAGCGGCAAAAUAAGUAUGUAGGCCUGCCGCUCCAGUGGGUCUCCCUGGUGGAGCGCAACGCCAAGGCGCUGGAGACGCGGCCUCGUGGUGUGGUGGACCCUCUGCAGGUCACACCCACAGACAUGAUGGACCUCAACAAGCCGGUGGUGCGCGGCUCGGCCAGUCCGGGCGCCGGCGGCGCUCAGCCCGUGCACAACGGCGUGGCCGUGCUGCCGCGCUCCAGCAGUGUGGCGCGCAGCAACUCGCUGCGCCAGCACUCGCCGCCGCUGCGGCUGCGCGCCGCCCAGCGCGGCCGGCCGGCGCAGGGCCCGCUGCCAGAGGAGGGCGGCGAGGAGCCGCGGCCGCCGCCGCCCGGCCACGGGCCCGCCGGAGACGGACAGGGCGCGCCGCGCGGCCCCGGCUACGGGCCGUCCGACCCGACCGGCUACGGCGGGCCGCAGGCGGGCGGACCGCUCUACGGCAACACGCGGCCGCCGGGCCCGCCGCCGGCCAACCUCAACGACAGCCGCGAGGGCUGGCCGGCGCCGCACCGGCCGGCGUCAGCACUGUCCGGGGGCGGCGCGCCGCUGCCGCAGCCGCGACACCAGCCGCACCAGUCGCCGGCACUGCAGGACGCCUACCGACCGGGGCCGCCGGCCGGGCACCAGCCGCCGCCGCACCAGUCACCGCACCAGUCACCGCACCAGCAGCAGCAUCCACAGCAGCAGCACCCACAGCAGCAUCAACAGCAGCAGCAGCCGCAGCAGCCACAUCAGCCACAUCACUGA
Molecule: messenger RNA, 890 nt
Organism: Amphibalanus amphitrite
Lineage: Eukaryota; Metazoa; Arthropoda; Thecostraca; Balanomorpha; Balanidae
Product: serine/threonine-protein kinase PAK mbt-like
Exons: 5
Coding region: 39-890 (283 amino acids)
Source: RefSeq, a predicted model, not a curated record